This is a messenger RNA of Cylas formicarius (sweet potato weevil), 2089 nucleotides long. RefSeq names its product U1 small nuclear ribonucleoprotein A. Gene Ontology annotation, molecular function: mRNA binding. Lineage: Eukaryota; Metazoa; Arthropoda; Insecta; Coleoptera; Brentidae. The transcript has 9 exons. The record is from RefSeq and is a predicted model, not a curated record.
UAAAAGGGUUCGGCCGUCUGGUGGGACUCUGUAAUUUGUUUUACGUGAAGACGGAGAGAUUAUUUCGGUAAUGGAGCAUUUUUAAGCUCUGUAAGCGCUUUCGGAUACGUUCGAUGGAGCCGUAUUUUUUAAUAUCAUUCCCGAUAUCUCCAAGACACGUUCGGAAAUUUCCAAUUAUCUAUUGACAACACCCUGUAUAUAUUUCUUCCCGUGGCAAUAAAAACACGCCCGUGUUCAAAAUAACCUGACGCGAAGGGGUGGGGUACGCGAUCAGUCCACCAAGCCGGCCGAGGAGUCGAAUUCUGUUAUCUCCACCGGCGGGGGGUGGGGGGCGGCCCCACCUGGCUGCGCGCGCUCGCCCACCUGGCGGCGGCGGCGGCGGCGGUGUCGACGACGAACAGUCCGUCUGACGACGUAAUAGCAUCUGUAACGACGACAGUAACAGCAGCAAGAAGAAUAAAAGGGGCCCAUCGUCACACAGAAACGCGACUGUACACCGCUGAGAGACACCUACACACGCACCGCUCUCUCACCUGAGCGCCCCACCCCCACUUGACCCAACCACCACCGCCGCCGCCGCCGCCGCCACCGCCGUCGUCGUCGUCGACUAGCAUCGACGACGCCGUCUGUCUCAGUCGAGUGUUUCACACGGUAUUACGUGUUCAGGUCGAAGUAGUCGCGUUCUCUCUGCCCGCCCGUCGUCGCAAUUCACACUACACACAAACACACACACACACACACACAGGCACGCAGAAACACGGAGAGACGAAACAGAACGCGCGAUAGCGAGUAGUGUGCUUUUUUGGUGGUGUCGAUUGUGUUUCGUCCGUUUUUCCGUCUCGUUGGAAUCGUGGAGGCGCUGACCGCCACCAAAAGAGGCAGGCACCCUCCGCCGUCGUCGGUAGACACGCGGGCACCUGCCGCGACGCCGCCCCCGUCAUUUAAACGUGCCAAGCACGACGGUGCGGGCCUGAACCACCACGAUAAUAUGGAAGCAGCCCCGCUAGCGGCCGUAGGUCUCAGCCAGAGCAUGGAUUCGGUCAACACGAAUAACGGCGAGGAAGAGGUGCGGACGCUGUUUGUAAGCGGCCUUCCAAUGGACGCGAAGCCUCGGGAAUUGUAUCUCCUAUUUAGGGCGUAUGAGGGUUACGAGGGAUCGUUACUAAAAGUGACGAGUAAAAAUGGCAAAACAGCGUCGCCGGUGGGAUUUGUUACGUUCAACACCAGGGCCGGCGCUGAAGCGGCGAAACAAGAUUUACAGCAGGGUGUAAGAUUUGACCCCGACAUGCCACAGACCAUCAGGCUGGAGUUUGCUAAAAGUAACACGAAGGUUAGCAAGCCCAAGCAACAAGCUGCUAACUCAGCCAACACGCACCCAACUUUGAUGCACCCCCUCACAGGACAUUUGGGCACGCCCUUCUUUCCCGGCGGUCCCGAACUAUGGCACCACCCGCUGGCCUAUUCGGCGGCGGCCGCCGCAGCCGCCGCCGAACUGCCGGGAGCGACGCUCCAACACGCGGCGCUCGUGCAUCCGGCAUUGCACCCGCAGGUCCCGCCAUCGAUGUCUUUGCCUCAUCCGACCGCGUUGACUUCGGUGCACGCGGCUCCUUCUCUGCCUCAUUUCCUGCCGAGUCCGACCCUGGCGUCGCCGGUCGGUUCGUCGUCGUCGCAGCCCGGACUGAACAACGCGCCCUGUUCGACCCUGUUCGUCGCCAACUUGGGCCAGUUCGUCUCUGAGCACGAACUCAAGGAAAUAUUUGCCAGCUUCCCCGGCUUCUGCCGCCUGCGCGUACACAACAACAAGCAAGGGAACAAUGGCACAGGGUCAUCGCCUGUCGCGUUCGUCGAGUACCGCGACGUAGGUGGCGCCACCCGGGUCAUGGCCCAGUUGCAGGGCUCCUUUCUGCUGUCCUCGGACCGCGGGCCCAUCCGAAUCGAGUACGCCAAAAGCAAAAUGGCGGCAGCAGAGGGAACAAAAGGAGAAGAAAAUUGACAAUCUAAACGCUUUCGUCCCGCUCAGCACUUGACAGAAAGCGACGGUAAAGGCUGGACAUUUUUAGGUGAUUCAGUGGACUGGAGAUUCGACUAA